This is a messenger RNA of Linum trigynum, 2724 nucleotides long. The record is from the annotation of a GenBank genome assembly. NCBI's taxonomy places the organism in Eukaryota, Viridiplantae, Streptophyta, Magnoliopsida, Malpighiales, Linaceae.
GCCAUCAUCGAAUUCGAAGCCAGAUCGAGUCAUCCGUCUCUCAAUCUGCAACUUCAUGUUUUUAUGUUUCUGUUACCGUCUAUCUUCGUAGCAUCGUGCUCAGCUUAAAGUUUUAAUUGUGAUUUGCAGUUGGCAAGUGCUGAAGAAUCUGAAAGUUGAUAGCAUUCAUAAGGUUUUACUCAUUGGAAACAUGUUUCUCACGGACACAUUCCAUUUUGAAUUUUGCAGAUAUAUAGCUGUGGGAAAUGAGCCAUUCCUCACGAGCUACUCUGGCCAAUUCCAAACAUAUGUCAUGCCUGCAUUGCUAAACCUCCAACAGUCUCUAACCAAGGCUAAUCUCGCUGGAUAUGUGAGGCUAGUCGUCCCUUGCAAUGCUGAUGCAUACGAGUCUCCUUCUCUCCCUUCCCAAGGAGCAUUCCGUCCAGAGCUCACUCAGAUCAUCACUCAACUUGUCUCUUUCCUCAACUCCAAUGGCGCUCCCUUUAUAGUCAACAUCUACCCAUUUCUCAGUCUCUACGGCAACUCAGAUUUCCCCCAAGACUAUGCCUUCUUCGAGGGGACCACCCAUGCUGUCACUGAUGGACCUAAUGUCUACACCAAUGCCUUUGAUGGCAACUUCGACACCUUAGUGUCGGCACUCACCAAACUCGGGUAUGGCCAAAUGCCUAUUGUCAUUGGAGAGGUAGGGUGGCCAAGUGAUGGAGCUCCUGGUGCAAAUCUCACUGCUGCAAAAGUAUUCAAUCAAGGGUUGAUCAACCAUGUUGUGGGAAACAAAGGUACCCCUCUUAGACCCGGUUCGCCUCCCAUGGAUGUCUAUAUCUUCGGUCUACUCGAUGAAGGUGCCAAGAGCGUGCUUCCUGGGAACUUCGAGAGGCACUGGGGGAUCUUCUCAUUCGAUGGUCAAGCUAAGUAUGCCUUGAAUCUAGGCCAGGGAAACAAGAAUCUGAAGAAUGCAGAGAAUGUUGAGUACCUUCCUUCGAGGUGGUGUGUGGUGGAUUCGUCGAAAGACUUGACUAAUGUGGCAAACCACAUGAGGAUCGCUUGUAGUGUUGCCGAUUGCACGACGCUAAACUAUGGAGGGUCGUGCAACGAGAUUGGGGUGAAGGGGAAUAUUUCCUACGCAUUUAAUAGUUUCUACCAGUUGAAGAUGCAGGACGAGAGGAGUUGUGAUUUUGACGGCCUUGGUAUGGUGACUUUCUUGGACCCUUCUGUUGGUGAGUGUAGGUUUCUUGUUGGUGUUACCGAGACCAAAGGUUCUUCAUCGUCGAAAUCAUCUUCGAGUUUUAUCGGGUCUCGUAGAUGGAUGAUAAGUAUUACAGUAUUGUUCAUCUGGGCAGUCCAGUUGUUUAUGAUGUGAGAAACUAAGUUUUGUGAGUGGAUUUUGGUUGUUCCCCCUCUUACAGAACUUGGUAGCUAGAGAUAGGGAGAAGCGAGAAGGAUAAAAGGAGAGAACUUUAGUUUUAGUAGGUACAUAUAUUAACAUUAAAAAUGAUUGCAGGGUGUUACUAUAUUGAUAGUGCGAAUGUUCACUGUUGUAGGAAAAAAGGAAAGGAGCAAACAUACUCAUUGUGUAUUCUAUGAAUUACUAUGCAUUGAAAUCAUUUUAGUCGUAGUUAUUUUUGUUCCUCUCAGGAAGCUGCUUUUACCAGUCUCCUUUCUACUCGAUGGAGGUACUUGUGGUGCUUGUUCCUCAUAUAGACUUCAGUGUCUCAUUCUUCCCAUUUAGGUUACUGUAUUACCUACGUGUAUGCUUAACGUACAAAUAUGUAAGACAGUGGUCGUUCGAUUAUAUAGAGGCAACAGUUUGGAGUUCAGAUUUCAGCUUGGCUUGACUAAGAAGGAUAAGCGUUUUUGUUGAUUGGUGGGUCAAGUUUGCUUUAUAUAAGCAAGUCAAGAAGCUGGAGUUGAACUUGAAUUUACCACAUGAAAGAUGUAACAACUUCUAUCAGAAAAAGUUGUAUGCUUUUGGAGUAGGUGCUGUGAAGUGAACCAAGCUACUCCUCAUGGUUCAUCAACACCAGUUUACAGGUGAUCCCUACGUCAGUUUAAGUCGCUCACAUCUCUAUGUUUGAGAUCUGUCAGUAUAGGUAGGGAUGUUUCAGAUGGUAUUCUGUUAAAUUGUCCGGUUCUUGAGAUGCCAACAUUGCAGCACGUGAAUGACUUGGAGUAUGUAAAAGUUCUUGAGGUUGAAGCAUUUGGUAAAAAUAUCAAGGGGUCCUUUUUCAUGAAGAACCUACCACACUUGAUUGACCUUUCAUUUCCAACCUUUUGAAGUUGACGUAUGAGUUUCAUGCGUUGUCUUCCUAUCUUGGCCAGCUGGAGCGUUUGUGGAUAAUUGUUUUAUCACAUACGUCUGGUUAGUGUUCCAACUGGUUCCUAGUUUGAUUUGGCUUUCUGGGUUCAGCUUCCAAUUAGGACCUUAGCUAAGAUGAUAUUGUGCAGAAUGAUGAGGAGAUUCAACCAAUCUAUAAAUUAAGCAAUCUCCUAGAACUGGAAAUAGCACAUUCGUUGUGAUUAUACUCUCGAAAAUCUGAUUCAUGCUCCCCUUCCCCACAGGAAAACCAGUCUUUUGCCUGCAGCAACUCCAUCUCCCUCCCCUCUUCCUCAUUCUCUUCAAACCUUGAAUAAAGGAAUCAGAAAUGACAGCUACUAAAGCUUCCUCUCCACUUUCUAUGAACUGUGAAAGUCUAGACAAGAAAUGGAGUAUAAACAAACUGAUUGUGU